AUAUUUUGUUUUAGAGGAUAAAAUUUUGGGUUUGAUAAAAUUAUGAAGGUUAAUUUGACAGUUAAUGAACAUCCGCAACAAUUUGGCAGGGGCAAGUUGAUUCCAAAAUGGUGGCCGUUUGUUGUGCUUUAUGUGAUUUGUGAACAAUUUUUAUAAUAAAUGACCUUUGCCUGUUGAAUUAACGAUAUAUUUCCAAUUGGAUUGGAAUUAUGGAUGAAAAAGAGAGUUUGCCUGACAAACCGAGCGAAGAUGUCACUCAAGACUCUGGGGACACUGCAGCAGCUACAGAGGCUGCUGUGGAAGAUAAUGCAGCUUCAGGAAGUGGUGACGCUGGUGCGGAAGCUAGUGCCGACGCCACAGACUCGAGUACUGACGUGAAAACUGACAGUGAUAUAACAAAAAGUGCAACAGAUGAUGGUGAUGGAGAAAGUGAGUUACAAAAUCAUGUUGACAAUGACGCGGCCACCGAGGACAGCAGUAGUGUUAAAAGUGAUAUUGGUGACAGUAAGACAGUAACAGAUACUACUGAUGCUGACAGUCAGGAUACUAAGGAUGAAGCAGACUUAGCUGACAAAGUAAUAGAAGAAUCACAAGACAGUGAAUUGACUGCAGAUGUAGAUGAAAAAGUAAAAGAUGAAUUACCACAAGAAUCAACAUCACAAGAUGAGCCAAGUCAAGAGUCGACCAGUCAAGACAAUAGUGAGACAAAUAGCCAAGUAAAUCCUGAACCCACUGAAACAAGUCAGGAAAGCAUAGAGGCAGCUACAGAAGAUAUAACUAUAAAACAAGAUGAAGAGGCUGAGAAAAAUGAAAGUUCAGUUGUUGAAGGAAGCUGUGAAACAGAGGCUGUUGAAAAAGAAGAGAAAUGUGAGGAAACAAAAGAAGAUGUAUUAGAUAAUGAUGACAAGAAAGACAAUGAUGAGGUUGGCAAGCCUGAGUUUGAGACUGCACCCAAUGUUACUCUUGAUGAAUCACAGGAGGACCACACACAGGCACUGGACCCCUUCGAUGCAUUGCUCAAAGACACAACUGACUCUAGUCAAGCAAAUGAAACCAGGGAAAAGUCAGACAUUGCUGUCACAGUUAAUAUAGAUGAUGAUGAUGAUGAUCAUAAUGCUGAUGAUCACCACGGCGACGUUCAUGAAGAUGAUGAGGACCAUCAUACAGAUCACCCUGAUGAAGGAGGAGUGUCGGAGCUGGCUGAUGAGCCUGGCGCUGAUGAGGAAGUGUGUCUCCUGCCAGACAUUGAACGGGAAAUUUCUGAUGCCGACAAGGCUGAAGCAGAGAAGGCUUUAGCUGAAAAGAGAAAGCAGGCAGAGGAAGCUGCAGCGGAGGCGGCAGCGAUAGCGGCUGUACCCAAGGAAGAAACUGUUGUGGAUGCCGAAGGAAGCAGAGAUGACCAUCUGAACAGCGAGGCAGUAGAAGAACAUGCUGAGGCAGACGCUGCCAACGACGAGGCUUCCCACGAAAAUGGCGGAGAGAAAGAGAAUGAAAAUGAACACGAUGAAUCUGCAGAAAUUGACGACAGUGAAAUCCCACACAUUAUCCAGGAGAUCAGUCCGUUUGACAGCACUUGUACACAGUGUAAGACUGAGCAAGCUUGUACCUACCGAUAUACCACCAAGGAUAAUGAAACCGCCUACUUAUGCUCCGAGGCAUGCGUCAAAGACUUCCAGAGUGAACAUGCUGGGCAAUACUCCAUCACGCACAAGAAGUACUUAAUUCAAGAAAUUGCAUCUAAACUCUUAACAUGCUCAGAAUGUGAAGAAAAAAAAAUGUGCUACUUUUAUUACAAUUACGACGGUGAAGACACUAACUACUGCUCCAUGGCCUGCCUCAACAGUAUGAUGGCCGAUGAAGCAGACAAAUACGUGUUCAAGAGACGAAGGAUAGUUGCCGAAGAAAUUGAACCCAAAGAAGCAGAGUGCUAUGUAUGCAAAGUUCACAAAAGCUGCAUAUUCUCCCUCAAUAGGUAUGGUGAACAUCUUCUAGUGUGUGAAAAUGCGUGCAUAAAAACCCUUAACGGCAAAGAAGAUGGUAGAUAUAUGAUUAGAAAGAAGAGAAUUCUAAGAAGACAACCUACCCAGCCACAAAAUCCUCCUUUACUUAAAUUAAAAGUUAUUAGCAAUGCAACAGAUAAAUAUUUAGACGAAGCAUAUAAGAUACAAGCGAAGACUCCCGCGAUGGUGCAAGCCGCGAGGGAAGAGAGAGAACGGACUUUCAUUCGGAAGUGUAACCAAUGCCAAAUUAUUCUUAACAUUGACGAAAAAUUAUUGACUUGGGAAACUAUGGACUUUUGUGGUGAAUUGUGUUUAGGACGGUAUCAAAACAAAAUUGGAGCUCGGUGCGCGAAUUGUAAGAACAAUGUGCAACAUACUAGUUUAGGGAAAUAUUGCGUCCGAUUUGGUUUCGAUAUCCGACAGUUUUGUAACUGGUCAUGUUUGGAAGAGUUUAAGAAAGGGUUGAAGAUAUGUUGUUACUGUCAAAGGGAUAUAUCAGUGGGACACCAAGGCUUUCUGGCUCCCGUCGGUGAUAAAGGACAAUUUAAAGACUUUUGUUCACAAGCUUGUAUGGAGAAGUUUGACCUGAUGAGUAAAAACCCGAUACCUCAACCAGUGUGGGCGAAGUGUGCUGUGUGUUCCUUAGAAAAGGCGACUUCGAUUGAAGUGGAAGUGAGUGAGGAAUUGUCACAAAGGUUGUGUUCAGAUCCUUGUUUUGCAGCAUUCAAAUUCGUCAACAAUAUCUUCCCAGACCAGUGUCGUUGGUGCAAAAAAUACUUUGAACGGAAGCAGAGUAAAUGUUUUACAAUCUACGAAAGUUCAAACACUCACUGUUUCUGCUCAAAGUCAUGUAUGAAUGUAUAUAUCAGUAAUUCUAGGCAUAUAGUGCCUUGUAACUGGUGUAAGGUGAAGAAAUACAAUUUCGACAUGAUAAGGCGGGUCCAAACAAAUGGUCAGGCCAUUAUGAUGUGCUCACUCAACUGUUUGAAUCUCUACCAGGUUUCUAUGAAUGCUGUCAGUCCUAGGAGAACACAAUGUGAUAUGUGCAAGAUAACGUCGCAAGUCCAAUACCACUUAACGAUGUCUGAUGCCUCAUUAAGGAAUUUCUGUUCGUACAAGUGCGUCGAGACAUUUCAGGGUCGUUUCUCAAAUCCUGUGCCUCCGGACCCUCUAGAUGAGGCCAUCGACCAAGAGGAAGCAGUGCCCUCGGGAACGCCCAGACGGACGUACUCAGCUGCUAAUAAAUCGCUCCAAGGCCAACGGAUGGCAGGCGACAUGCCAGUGAUCUCAAACGUCCAAUCCUUGGCAGCACAACAACCCGUACCAGAGCCUGAGCCCCCCGUAUCACCCGAAAUACCCCUACCCCCAAAAUCCCCUUCCCCUUCCCCACCACCAACACCCCCAUCCGCAAAAUCCCCUACCCCACCACCAACACCUCCAUCCACAAAAAUCCCUAUCGCAAUACCACCAGUCCCAUCCACAAGAGCCCCUACCGCAAUACAACAACCCCCAUCUACAAGAACCCCUACCGCAAAACAACCACCCCCAUCUACAAGUGCCCCUAUCGCAAUACGACCAUCUACAAAGACCUUUACCGCAAUACCAUCACCCCCAUCUACAAAAACCUUUACCGCAAUACCAUCACCCCCAUCUACAAAAACCCUUACCGCAAUACCACCAUCUACAAAGACCUUUACCGCAAAACCACGACGCCCAUCUACAAAAACCCUUACCACAAUAUCAUCACCCCCAUCUACAAAAACCCUUACCGCAAUAUUAUCACCCCCAUCUACAAAAACCCUUACCGCAAUACGACCAUCUACAAAGACCUUUACCGCAAAACUACCACGCCCAUCUACAAAAACCCUUACCGCAAUAUCACCACCCCCAUCUACAAAAACCCUUACCGCAAUAUCACCACCCCCAUCUACAAAAACCCUUACCGCAAUAUCACCACCCCCAUCUACAAAAACCCUUACCGCAAUAUCACCACCCCCAUCUACAAAAACCCUUACCGCAAUACCGCCACCUCCAUCUACAAAAACCCUUACCGCAAUACCGCCACCUCCAUCUACAAAAACCCUUAACAAAACACCAGUACAAAAACCUCGAUCUCACAAAAUGCAACUAGUAAAACUUAUACCCGCAUCAAAAACCAAGCCUACAAUGGUGUCAAAAGGCGUGUCAUGUGGACCUGAAAUGUGCACUAAGGAGUGUCAGACGGACCCUAGUUUAGAACGGCGUGUACUUAUUCCUGUCCCCGUCCCUAUUUACGUCCCAGUACCUUGUGCUAUGUGGUCACUUCCCUUCCCUGUUCCGGUCCCUAUUCCUUUACCUAUCCCAACGCCAGUCUUUAUUCCCACAACUAGAAAUUCAGCUAAAGGUAUCAUGAAGGAAAUAGAUAAUAUCCUCGAUAAUAAGCCGACGAAUCCAUUCGAAGAAGAAUUGCUAAUGAUGGCGGAGAUGGUGGCGAGUGGCACGAAAAAAGAACAGAGUGACUCUGAUUCGGACGUGGAGAAUGAGGAAAACUUUAACCCUGUAACGGGUAUUGACACAAACAAUGCUCUUGGCGAGGACUUGCUGCAAAUGGCGUUUAAAAUGGCGACGGAGUACGAAGAAAAACCCUUAGACCUUGAAUCUGCGAUGGUAACGAAUACUAUCACACCAGCAUUGCGGGCGCCCCGCAAGCGUGCCUCCGCGCUCCCGGGGGCCGCGCACCCCGCUCAUACGUCCAAGAAGCGCCGCGCAGAUCCACCGCCCGCUCCGCUGCCCGCGCCGCUGCCCGACCCGCCGCGGGAGCCGGCCGAGAAACCCGACGAUAACAUGUGUCUCAAGUACACGUUCGGCGUCAACGCGUGGAAGCAGUGGGUGAUGACGAAGAACGCGGAGAUAGAGAAGAGCUCGAUACGACGGAAGCCUUUCAAGUCUGAAAUAUUGCAGCUGACGGCGGAUGAACUUAACUACUCGCUGUGUCUGUUUGUCAAGGAAGUGCGGAAACCGAACGGCAGCGAAUACGCACCCGACACUAUUUAUUAUUUAGUUUUGGGUAUACAACAGUAUCUGUUCGAAAACGGCAGAAUAGACAAUAUAUUUACGGAUCCAUAUUACGAGAAGUUUACCGAUUGCUUGGAUGAAAUUGCGAAGCAGUUCUCAACCUUAUACGGUGUUACACAAUACAUAGUCACCCGAGUGGAAGAGGAGCAUUUAUGGGAGAGCAAACAACUGGGCGUUCACACACCACACGUCCUGCUAUCCACGCUUAUGUUCUUCAACACUAAAUAUUUUCAUUUGAUGACAGUAGAGGAUCAUUUGCAGUUGUCUCUCGCUUACAUAUUGAGGCAUAGGAAGCUGAAAAGGGAGGAUGGCAAGGGACCCGGCUCAAAUAAUGACAUACUAAGAUAUUAUCCUCCACAAUUCGAUUUUGAACCAAAUACAAAAAAGAAAAAGAAAAAAGUGUAUGAACAAUAUCCUAAUGAGGAAAAUCCGUUUAGGUGUCCACUCAAACUGUUUGAAUUCUAUAUUUCUAAAUGUCCCGAGUCGGUGCGCACACGCAACGACGUACUCUACUUACAACCGGAAAGAUCCUGUGUACCAGACUCCCCAGUGUGGUACUCUACGCAACCGUUGAGCAGAGAGGCACUAGCAAAGAUGCUGCAUCGUGUCAAGAUGGUGAAGGAGAUAAACAUCGCGUUACUCACCAGCUAAGGUUACAUCGCCAGUCUGCACACGGCUUGGAAACGAAUGCAGCGAUGUGAUACAAGUUACUGGCACACUCCUACAGACUACGUUCGCCGGAGUAUCGCGCGCGUGGGCUACAGGUGGCUCUUGCGACGUAUCUCCGACGUCAACCGAUCGCUUAUGAAACCAUUCGGUUUUGUUUAAGAAUCGUGUGAUAUAUUCUCAUUAAAAUCAUUAUUGGCGACUUGGGUUUUAUGUUCCUCAGUGCCAGUGUAUAAGAAUUUUAUUUUAGUCAUGUGUAAAAUUUUAUUUAUUAUACAUAGAAAUAAGUUAUAAAAAAAAUCUAAGUUUUAGUGGCAAAUACACUCAUGUGCAACAGUAAUGCCUAUUCAAUUUUAUAAAUUGACAACAUAGUAUAAUGAUAUUGUAUUACAAUAAGUACAAAUAUAUGAUACUCAAUGUCUCAGGUAGAUUUUUAUUAUUAAAUACAAUACAUUAUUGUAGCUUACCAAAAAUAGUUGCGAUAUGUAAUAUAUUUUACGCGUUACCUGUAUCCGUACCGUGGCUGUGUAUGUUGUGCAUAUUAUAAGUUUAUGGUUUUACGCUGUGUAAAAAAGAAUACUGAUUCGUCUCUCAAACUGAGUGAA
Spodoptera frugiperda (fall armyworm) is the source of this 6325-nucleotide messenger RNA. It is a transcript of the gene woc, whose product is annotated as zinc finger MYM-type protein 3. The transcript is spliced from 20 exons. The record is from RefSeq and is a predicted model, not a curated record. Bases 210 to 5705 code for a protein of 1831 amino acids. Gene Ontology annotation, molecular function: zinc ion binding. NCBI's taxonomy places the organism in Eukaryota, Metazoa, Arthropoda, Insecta, Lepidoptera, Noctuidae.